Molecule: messenger RNA, 1017 nt
Organism: Argiope bruennichi
Lineage: Eukaryota; Metazoa; Arthropoda; Arachnida; Araneae; Araneidae
Product: resistance to inhibitors of cholinesterase protein 3-like
Exons: 7
Coding region: 198-875 (225 amino acids)
Biological process (GO): synaptic transmission, cholinergic; protein localization to cell surface
Cellular component (GO): intracellular membrane-bounded organelle; neuronal cell body; neuron projection
Source: RefSeq, a predicted model, not a curated record
UUUUCGUCUGCUGUAAUGUAGUUUCUCUUUCGUUUGAAUUUAGCACCUUGUGCAGGGCACAAAUCUGAAACAAAUAAAAUUCAUGAAUAUAUUGUCUUAGCCAAUUUGAGAUUAACAGGUGCAUAGCACGCAUCUUAAAAAGGCUUAUUAGAUACCAAAUAUCUCAAACAAACAAUCCCACUAGUGAAAGGGAAGGAAUGGCGGCAACGAUGGAGCCAUCAUCGAGGAGAAGUUUGACAGUUUUAGCCGUAGUUGUUGCGUGUUUCGCGAUAUUGUGGCCAAAAAUUUUUUAUCCGAUGAUUUCAUCAAUAAUUUUACCAUCUGCUAGUGAGGAAGAAAGCAUUGAUGAAAUACGAAAAUUGGAUUUUUAUGAUAUGAUACAUCCUCAAAUGAAAGAAGCAAUGGGUGAAGCUAGACCGUUGGAUAAGCCGGCUACUAAGGAUGCACAUAAGGUUUUAUUCCACCCAUCUAUAAAAUAUGCUGCGAAACCACAGUCCAAAGGAACAAGUGCUGUGAACCUUGUGAUUCCUGUCUAUACACUUGUUGUUAUAUUAUUUUUCAUCUAUUCAGUUUGUAAAAUGUUUUUAAAGAAAAAACAAGAUUCUCGCCACUUGCAUUCAACUAAACAACAGAAAACAGCAUGUCCACAUAAGUGUACAGAAUUGGAUGAUAUGAAUAAACGUAUGGAUAAUUCUCUGGAAAGAACAGCUCAGCGUGCGCUAGAACAAUAUGGAAAAGAUAAAGUUCUAACAGCUUUGAAAGCUAUCAUUUUGGAAAUGGAAGAUAUCCAAGGUAGUGAAAAAGUUGACGAGAAAGAGAAUAAGCAAGAUUCUGCAGAUGCUACUGUCAAAUGUGAAAAUGAAAAUUCUGGUUAACUCUUCUUGUGUAACUUAUUAGGCCUAAAUGAUCAUUGGAGACAUAUGAAAGUUAGAAGCAGUGCUUAAGUUAUAAAUUUGUUUUAAAAUUUGAAAAUAAAAUUGCUUGGCUUUCACUUGAUUUUUCAUAAUCAAAACAAUG